Cydia pomonella (codling moth) is the source of this 4070-nucleotide messenger RNA. RefSeq names its product hemicentin-1-like. Lineage: Eukaryota; Metazoa; Arthropoda; Insecta; Lepidoptera; Tortricidae. The record is from RefSeq and is a predicted model, not a curated record. The coding region runs from base 1358 to 3820 and encodes 820 amino acids. The transcript has 19 exons.
UUAAACCUCGACCUUUGCUGUGAAUGCACUCCUUCGACCUUUUCCGCAUAUUCCCAAAUUAAUGCAAAAUGAGUGAAUUGCUGUACUAACUUAAGUAAAAUUUCGUUGGUCAGAUACGCCUCAAUAGCAUACGCUCGCUACUCUGUUGACCAGCGAUCUAUUGUCACUAAUCAAUCCGCAACCCCCACGAAAUCCGCACAUAAUCCGCGACUCCCUCGCACAUUGCGUUAAAAAAUAUUUAAAUUUGAAAUCGGAACUCUGCCUAUGAACAACAACGAUGUGACAGGCUAUAUUUAAAAGUACUUAGCACAAGUCAAAUUAUUCCACCAAACCUUUCCUAUCGGCCAAGUUCCUUGUAAAAUUAAUUGAUUGAAGGCGGAAACACAAAGAGCGUUGACGACUUCGCGAUCAAUUAAUUGACAACACAUCAAAAAGGAAUCAAACGUCACGGGCCAGUUUCGUCACGUCUCGGCGCGGUCAAUACGCUAAUUUGGAUCCAAGUAAUUAAUACGGAGCUACCUGUAACACGGUGCGAAGCGGGGCGAAGGCGGUCGAGGUACGAGGCAACCCUACCUACGUUUAGACUUUAGUGGGCCGCGCGGCGCGCGACAGGGUUCACGUAUACGUUACGUGCAGCGUCACGCAAUAUAACUGAACGUCGAACUUACAGAAUAGAGUUUAAUUUAUUUUUAAAACUGUAUUUUGUAGUUGUUGGUGUGUGUGAGGAAGUGGUUGUGGUUAAAGGAAACUUUAAUAGGUGCCGACGGCGUGGCUAAAACACUCCUGAAUAAUUCAAAGCGAUAUUAACCGAGUCCCGAACGGCUCGUGCGUGAUACAAAACUGUGCGGUACUUAAUGUUAAGAAGAUUACAUAUUAUUCGAACAUUCUACUCGAGUUUGAUAUAGCAAAUCCGGUUUUAUAAAUUUAACAGCGCAGAGUUAUAUUACUAUUAAAAACGGAUGUGUUUUGGGAAGUACUUAAAAUUUAAUGUAAAUAUUAACUUAAACCUGUGUUUAAUUGAAAAUCUAAAGUUAAUAUUGGAUAUUGAGUGAAAAAGAAUUCGGUCAUGGCUAUAAAACAAAAGUUAAUCGCAAAUUUGAAUGAAUUAGUGUAUGAAUAAAUACGUUAAACAUAUUAUAAUUCAAUAAAACUAUAUCAAAAAAAAACAAUGAAGUAAAAGAAGGGCGCAUACAUGCUAGAAUUCUAAAAUUGACUAUAACUGUAAGGUCGCUAUAAAUAGUACCAGAAACGAUAGUGUAUCAAACAUACAAAAGAACAAAAAAAACAUAAUGCCGCUAAAACAAAAUGGCCGCGUAGCCGGGAUAAACAAGAUGGCGGAUUAGUGUGUGCAGUGAAGAUGGGAGUUUUGAGGACGUUGACCCGCCACGUGGUGCUGGUGGUGGCGUCGGCGGCGCUCGUGCUCGGGACCGGAGAGUGGAGCGAAGAUGCUGAGGAUCUCGUAUCCACGGUGGAUGUGGACGCGGUGCUGGGCCGCACAGCGUCACUACCUUGCGACGUUUCGCCGGACGCCGGAGAGGAUCGAGUGUACAUGGUGCUCUGGUUUAGGAAGGCUGGCGGAAAACCUAUAUACAGCUUCGACGUUCGCGGCCGCUCGUUCAACAAGGCGCUCCAGUGGUCGGACCCGCACAGCUUCGGGCCGCGCGCGUAUUUCGCCACAGUGGCGCGGCCGGCGGCGCUUACGCUCAGCUCCGUUCAACUAGAUGACGAGGGCACCUACCGCUGUCGCGUUGAUUUCAAGAACUCCCCUACCAGAAAUUUCCAGAUACGACUCACUGUUAUAGUGCCUCCGCAUCAAAUGCUGUUAUACGACAAAUCGGGGGCAGACGUCUCGGGGAUCGUAGGACCAUUAGAAGAGGGCUCAGCCUUAGUACUAGUCUGCGAAGUUAGGGGAGGUCGCCCAGAACCCGUAGUAUCCUGGCUGAUCGACGGCCUGCCAGCUCCGCAGUACAUCGGCGUAAAGACGGACACUCACGUAGUCGUGAACCGGCUGGAACUCCAGCACCUUAAGAGAGAAGACUUGAACACCACGUUCAAGUGCCGGGCGGCGAACACGCAUCUUGUGCCGCCACAGGAGAAGACUGUUAGGCUGGAAAUGAAUCUGUCCCCGAUCUCGGUGUCGCUCGUCAACCGACCGCAGCAGCUGAUCGCCGGAGCAGCCUCGACGUUGCGAUGCGUCGCCGAAGGCAGCCGACCGCCGGCUCAGAUUACCUGGUUCAAAGACAAUAGGAGUCUUGAGAGAGAAAAGGUAAGCGAACACUCGAAUGAGACGUGGUCGGCGAGCACAUUGGUGUUCACGCCCACGCCGCUGGACAACGGUGCGGUGAUCAAAUGCAUAGCGGCCAACCCGGCGUUGCCAAGGAAGGCGAUCGAUGACCACGUGCAGCUCAAUAUUGUAUACAGUCCGCUGGUUACCCUUACGCUGGGCAGUACGCUUAAUCCCCACGACAUAAAGGAGGGGGACGAUGUCUACUUCGAGUGCAACGUCAGAGCCAAUCCGAGGGAGCACAGGAUCACGUGGUUUCAUGAUGACAGACCGGUGUCGCAGAAUAUGACGUCAGGAAUCAUCGUCAGCACCCGCUCGCUGGUUCUGCAGAAAGUGACCCGACAAGAGGCGGGCGCGUACGCUUGCAAAGCUGCCAACGCCAGAGGAGAGACCUCCAGCGAAGUUGUCCGGUUACGGGUGCAAUACGCACCAGUAUGCGCGGAGACGUCGCCGCAAGUGGUAGGCGCGGCGUUGGAUGAGGCUUUACACGUACGCUGCUCGGUGCACGCGGACCCCGCCGACGUCAACUUUCUGUGGGAGUUCAAUAAUAGUGGCGAGAGCUUCAACGUGUCUCCUGCGCGAUAUGGUACAGUGAACAGUAGUAUAAGUGAACUGCGAUACACGCCGGCAAGCGAAAGGGACUACGGCGCCCUGACGUGCCGGGGGACCAACAGUGUCGGCAUACAAGCCAAACCUUGUGUCUUCCAAAUUGUGCCAGCAGCAAAGCCCUCACCCCCUCGCAACUGCACCGUUUCUACUGGUAACGGUUCAAACUGGAUAGAGGACUCCAGCCAAGAUGUCGGCGACAGUCUCGUGAUCCGCUGCGUAGCGGGCUAUGAUGGAGGGCUACCACAGCUAGUGGUGUUGGAGGCUGUGGAUAUCAGCAGUGGUCAGUCGCGGUUUGUCGUAACGGCUAAUGAGACCGAUGGCGUGGCGAUAUUUCUCGUGCCGAUUGGGGCGCUGUGGUCGAUCGGUGGCAGUUUGCAACUAACAGUCCACUCCAGGAAUGACAAGGGGAACUCUGAUCGGAUCACCCUGCAUUCACUCGCUUACCGUGAUCCUGAGAGACGAACCGAUGGCGCUAACAGCAUUAUGGCGGGAGUGACCGCUACUACGUUCUGGGCGAUCGCGCUCACUUUGGUCGUCGGGACUUGCGCUGCCAUCUUCAUCGCCUUUGUGCUGCGGAGGAAAAAGGCAGCAUUACCAACAAAGCAACAGUCGCCCGAGCUGCAACUGAACGCGGGCGACGGGCAAUACGUGGUGGCGUAUACACUUAAACCGCCCAAGCAAGCGCAGCCGGAUAUAUUGAAUCCACCGCCCGACGGCGAUCCGCUUCCAAAGCGGUGUUCGGAAGCGGUGAAGAACGGUGCCCUACGGGAUGAGUGGCCGACGGGCGAGCGUGCGGGCGUCACGCAAGAUGAGCCACGCACGUUACUUUCACCAAUAGCAGCAUCUACCAAAUCUGGUACCACAACGCUCAGUAGGAGAGAACAUCUCAUAGCGGAAGAAAUCCCAGGUCCAGAAAGUUGUGUAUAGACAAUCAUUAAAGAACCGGCCACCAAAACUUGACGCAGCGUAUACGCAACGACGUAUCUUCGUUGCGCUUUUGUCGAAUCUGUUUGAAUGUUGCGUCAAAAUCUUGUGGUCGAUCCCUAAUAGCGAAUAUUUUUAACGAAUUUUGUACAUAGUAGGAAAUGUAGGUAUGUAAUGACUGUCAAAUUGUGAUAAAGACGAUGUAAAUAUUGUAAAAUGGAGGUAUAAAGGAGGAUUAAAAGUGAAGCCAGGC